Etheostoma spectabile (orangethroat darter) is the source of this 1302-nucleotide messenger RNA. RefSeq lists its product as uncharacterized. Lineage: Eukaryota; Metazoa; Chordata; Actinopteri; Perciformes; Percidae. The coding region runs from base 44 to 778 and encodes 244 amino acids. Gene Ontology annotation, molecular function: sequence-specific DNA binding. The transcript has 5 exons. The record is from RefSeq and is a predicted model, not a curated record.
AAGAAGAAGAAGAAUAAGAGUUUGUUUUGGUUUUGAAAGACGUAUGGAAAUGGAGAUACAAGAUGACUUUUGCCGUUUUUGCAAGCAGAAUAUGAGAAUGGUUGGUUUGCACAAAUACUCAGUCAACAUUUUCGAUAGAUUUGGGAAACUAAGUAUAUCCGAAAGACUUUUUCAUGUUGGCUUGACGGUAGUAAACAGACCAGUGUCGAACAGGAUUUGUCGGCGGUGUGUCACCUUUUUAACAAGACUGGAACGAGAUUUGCCCGUGUAUAGGAGGUGGGUCGAGGAUGAGAAACACGAUGAAGCCUCAACCAGUCCUUCUGAUGAAAGAGACCGCGAGCCCACUCCAUUCAAAACACCAUGGGCGCUGAUAAAGUUGUGCCACAACCCUGCAAGUCCUGGUAGAGCUAAUGUUCGAAGUAAUAUUGCGGAGGGGAUACGAGAGGAGAAAGAAUCGAUGACAACUGUGCAAGACCAGAGUGUGAAAUCAGAGCCUGAUGAUAUUGUGAUAUCCGACACUGCAUUAUUGACCCCACCAGCGACUACGGAAGAAGUCAAAGCAGAAUGUGCUUCAGAAUUAGGGCUCAAUGAGGGAGGAUCAAUCCCGACUGUGCGGAGUGUGGAAUGCAAACCUGGCACUGCUGACAGUUCCUGUCGAAUUUUUCCUCCUGUAAGACACGUAGCCUCCCAGACUGACCCCCCAAAGAUAAAUCGGUCGGCACACAGCUUUCUAUACAAACUCUGCAGAAUCCCUUUCGCAGUAGAGCUACCCAGGUGAAGAUGCCCGGCAGAGAUUGCGGUGUGUGCACAGACACCUUCCCCUUGGACAGUCCACUGCUGCUCCUACAACCAACAUUAGUAAAGAGACCAUCCAAGAGACCUCGGCUCAGCCUUACAGACGAGGAGGAAGGCCCCUCAGAAUCCAGCUUGUCUGUGGUGGUUCAUGAACCAGAGGACUCAACAUGACUCUGGACUGUCGUGGGCUAGCGAUCUCACUUCACCUUCUCAUGGAGAGGAGCAGGUGGAUGACAGAUUAGUGAAUGGGACAAUAAAGACUGCUGAGGACUUGAGCUAGGCACCAAGCCCUCAGCUGCUCCUAACUUGAGGCCACGGAUUCUCCUGUUCAGUCAGUGCUUUAAAAAAGGAGAUGCGUUUGUGGUCUGUCUGGCUGAAGGUUCCCAUGUUUUUCAAUUCCUCUUUUACACGUUACACCAUCAUAUCUUAGUACAAUGUGAUUUCACUUCUACUAAAACUAGACAGAGGUUGAGAAGAAGUUUGGACCACAUCAUCUGCCAAAACCAC